AUGCGGACGCCUCCCGCAUUAGUAGCACGAAGUCUGUCUCGGCGCAGAAGGCAACCCACGCUGAUUAGCACCGGACCAUGGCGGAUGCGGCGAGACAGCAAGGCAUUGUGGAAGGCCGCGGGCGACGAUAGAGGUCAAAAGCAAUUGUCGGCCAGACACUGCAUCCAUCCCUUCUCCAGUCGUGGCGGUUCUCCGUUCCACUGGAUCAAGAAGGGUAAGGAUGAGAGAGGCGCCGUGACGAACGCCUUGCGCGAAACACUACUCAGUUUUGGCGGCAGCGUCGCCACCGACCUCAUGGGCCUCCACGAGCAGGAACCGACGCGCGGGGACGUCGCGCCCGAUCCUCAACCGGAUCCCGCUCCCGUAGCCCUACCCGCCCCCGCGCCCGUGCCCGCCCCCGCUCCCAUCAAACCCGAACCCAAGCCGUCGCCCCCCGCGCGCGCCCCGCCCGCCCUCCGCAAGGAGAUGGAGUCGCGCGCGGCCCACGGCGCCCCGCUGGUGGCGGUGCCGGUGGCGAAGGCGCACCCGAUGCCGGCGGCGCUGCCCCCCGCGCGCGCGCCCCCGCGCCCGCCCGCGCCCCCGCACCUGCCCCCCGCGCCCCCGCACAUGCAGCCCCCCGCGCCCGCGCCUCCGCCGCCCGCGCCCCCGCAGCUGCGCCCCAACUCGAACGUGAGUUUCGUGCUGCAGCCGGUGAUGCCGCCGCUGUACGGGCCCCCGCGGCUGGCGCCCCCGCACGCGGGCGGCCCGCACGUGUUCCCGAACGCGUACUACGAGUGCUCGGGCCCGUGGCACUUCUACGAGAGCUACGAGCGGGCGCCGGGCAACGUGAACCUGAACUUCAACCUGCCGCCCAAGAGCCUGGUGGUGAACGGCCGCGGCGGCUCCGUCGAGUGCCGCGCCGCGUGUCGGGAAGGUGAGCUGCCGUACCCGCCGCAGCCGCAGGGCUGCUGGAUCAAGCCGACCAUCUUCUACGACGGGUUCUGGACCGAGCAGAAGGUGAAGAAGUGGGUCGCCGAGCAGGUCGAGAAGCAGUUCCCGGAGGACGCGGCGCCGGAGCCCUCGCCCGCCCCGCCGGACCACCCGAAGCCCUGA
This is a messenger RNA of Diatraea saccharalis (sugarcane borer), 1092 nucleotides long. NCBI's taxonomy places the organism in Eukaryota, Metazoa, Arthropoda, Insecta, Lepidoptera, Crambidae. The record is from the annotation of a GenBank genome assembly.